This is a messenger RNA of Naegleria lovaniensis, 5253 nucleotides long. RefSeq lists its product as uncharacterized. The transcript is spliced from 6 exons. NCBI's taxonomy places the organism in Eukaryota, Heterolobosea, Eutetramitea, Acrasida, Naegleriidae. The record is from RefSeq and is a predicted model, not a curated record. Gene Ontology annotation, biological process: proteolysis. The coding region runs from base 1 to 5253 and encodes 1750 amino acids. Gene Ontology annotation, molecular function: serine-type endopeptidase activity.
AUGUUGAACACAACCCGAACCAACCAUGACAAUUCAGAAGAGCAAUCUUCAAACGGAGCGAUUACCGACACAAUAAAUGAAGCUUCGCAUACGAGUAGUAUUUACACGAAUUUAGAACAAGAAUCUAACAGUACUACCGUUUCUCCAUUACGAUCGGAUGGUUUAUAUCAACUCUUUUCAAUUGAAUUGGAUGAUGACGACGACGAGGAAUAUCAAGAUGUUAAUGAAGAGGAGGACGUUGAAAAUUUGGAAAAUUUUGACUGGAUUGAUUGGAAUGACUUUAUGGAGGAUGCAACCUCUAAGCAAGAUGAAGAAAAUGAAGAUGAAUUUGACGAUGAUUCUUUGGUUGGAUCUUCAAACUCUGUAGGUUUGAAAAGAGGACGAAAAAAGUAUCAAAAAUUUGAAAAGCCUUCAGUGUUACCAAGUAUUAGACCAAAGAGUCCGCCACGAGUAGCAGCAUCAAGUUCAUCCAGUACUACUUCGAAUGGCAACGCGAAUACUAGCUCAGUUGUAAAUAAUAUUCAACUUCCUCCGUCUCAACCUUUCCAAUAUCUUAACCCAUUAAUUCCAUCUGUAUUGGGCCCUCCUCUCUAUCCUGCUAAUACUGCCAUCUCCAACAAGAAUGGUACCACUACCUCCACAUUUCCAUACCCAUUUAUCAUCCCUUAUCCAGAUAUUUAUAGAGGUACAAUGAAGAGCACUGUUCCACCAACCACCAGCACCAGCACAGCACCACGACGACUACCUACUUCUGACUCUUCUCUUCCUCCCAACAACACUAUUUCAGCUGCUUCUAGCCAUAGUGACAUUGAUGGCGUUGUUGUACUGUCAAACAUAGUCACUCCUAACUGCUUAUUUUCCAAUGAGCAGAUGAAAGAAUUACAAAAUCAAUUGCAGCUUCAUGUACAGUUAUUAUUGUAUAACUAUUUUUUAACGAGUACCCGAGAAGGGUUUCACGCACAACAUGUGGGUUUCAAAAGAUUAAUCGAACAAUAUUUGGCUACAAAAAAGGAAGCAAUAAUGAACAAGACAAAAAGAAUACUUUAUGGAUUUGGAAUUUCAAAAGAUGUCAAAUUAACGGAUUUAACAAACGGACAGGAAUAUGAUCUCAAGGACGAUUAUAAAAAAAAGGAAUCAAUCACUAUUGUGCAAAGAAGUACCGAGGAAUGGGCACAUAUGAUUGGAACCACAAUUUUUGAUAUUGAAGGUUUAGAUGGUGCUGAAACCUUUCUAAAUUUUGAUUACAGUUUUGUCAUGUCAUCAAAUCAAAUUGAUUGGGAUCUAUUUGUAAAGUUUUUACGCCCCUUCAAAUUAUUUAAUAACCAAAGUCUUCUUGCGGAAGUGCAAGAGAGUAUAUAUUAUCUAAAUACUGUUCCAGAGGAUAAUAUUGGAUCGAAGCGAGUUGUUUUUACAAUUCCAGAAGAUAAUUUAUUAAUAAUGGGUCUUAAAAAACAUUGGAAGCCUGGAGGUACAAUUAAGUGGGACAAAAUUAAGAAUGAUAUGUUUCCAAAUAAGACAUCGAAACAACUCCGUGUAAGAUACAAAAAUAUGAUCGGGAAAAGAGGUCCUCCAAUAGAAGUGAACCCCUUUAAACAAUUUAGAAAUAUAAUAGAAAGUCAGAACAGCACUAGAAAGCAUGACCCUCUAUCUAAGAAGAAAAAGGAUGUACCAUCUUUGAACUAUUCACAUUUAUUCGAUAAUGUUGAAUUAUUUAAAAUUACAAACAAAUUAACAAAGAAAGAACUACCAUGUAGCUAUAAGGAACUGAGUAAGAUACAAACAUACAGAGAUAACCCCUCCUCUGACUCCGAAGAUUCAGAGUCUAAGGAGGUUGUGGCACCCUCUGAAAGUCGUAAAAGAAAGAAACCAGAGAAAUCAUCGUCGAAAAAGAAAAAGAAAUCAGAAGUAUCUGAGACUGACAUUAAGGAGUCAACUCCUGCACAAUCUCAACCUCAAAAGCAAGAUACAGAAAUUUUAGAACAUGAGAAAUCGUCAUCUACGAAUGGUCUCACUGAUAGCCUGAUGCAACUAAUAGAAAAACAACCUGCGGAAAAUUCAUCCAUUCCACAACCUCUUGAAGAUGUUGGAUCCAUAGACUCUGCUUCAGAAGACGAAAACGAUGACGAACUGCCUCAACCACCUCCAGCUAUUCUUAGAGCAGAAAAAGAAUGUGAAGUUUUGUGUGAUGGCCAAUUUGUGAACUUUACGCAAGAAGAGGAUAGACAAAUAUUAGUAACGUUAAAGCAACACGGAUUUUCAGAUAUUGCUAAUAUUACUGAUUUGACAUUGGUAAAGGCUGCAAUACAAGAAGUAAGCAACUCCAUUUCAAAAAGCUUUAAUUCUGUGCAGGCCAGAAUCCUCAAGCUUCAACACUUUUGGAAACAACAAGUAUCACAUAAUGUUUGUUUUGACACAUCUCAAUCAUUAAAAAAAAAUAAUGAAAACCAUCCAACGCCAAAUCACCGUGGUGUGGUUGCUCACCGUUCUACUAUCACUGGUUUGUCUUUGCAUUACUCACAUGCCGAAUGGGCCUAUCUUCAAGAGGAGCCAUGUCUGUUGAAAGCUGCCAGACUGAAACCACUCAACAACGGAAAUUUGCAAACCUCGUCGUCAUCCAUGUUCGUUCACGUUAAAUUAUUCAAUCAUGUCGUCAUGACCAGUGAUGUUUUAGAACAGUUGGCACGUCUUUUUAAAAAAGAAGAUUAUCGUGUUGACUUUCAAUUUAGAUCGGGUGACAGCGUUGAGAGUCACAAAAUGUUCACAACUCGUGUCUCACAAGAGUUGUUGUCGAACUCACUCGCAAAGAAUGAGUUCAUUCAAAAGACAGUGGAGUGGAUCAAAAGAGUUCCUUCCGAUGAGAGAGUGACUUUUUCAAGCUUGAGUUUGGAUUCUUUGAAAUUUGCAACAUUGCAAGUCAAGUUUGAAGAAGAGAUCAAUGAUUUAAAAAGCACACUGCUUCCAUCCAUUCAAACUUCUUUCCAUACUCAAUUGAACUCUAGAAUGAUGCAACAUUUGAAUAGUAUAUCUUUUUCAAAUGCCAUACAAGCACUCACCAAUGCACACGCGCGAAAUCAAAAUCCUAUUGUGACAUCUCGAGUAUUCAAUGAAUUCAUGACAGAAUUGAACCUCAAGAAGAAUGCAGAAAAUCCUCAAGACUUGUCCACUCUUGAAUUCAAUAACGUCCAUGUAGAAGAGAUGAGAAAUUUCUUCCACAAUCAACUCUCCAAUUACUUUGACCUGGAUUGGAAAUUCGAUGAGACCACUCCAAAUUUAUUACAAGUGUCAUUGGCAAAUUUCGAUCUUAAUAUUUGGUAUUUAAUUCAAACUGGUAAAUUCCAAGAACAAGCCAAUACACCUCUCGUUCAACACUUUAAAAAACGUGAAGAUGUGGAACAACUCUUUAUGACACAAGCAUCCGAAGUCACUCCUGAAAUUACAUAUUUGAAUGAAAUGUUUAAAGACAUUUCUGAACAGAUGGGUCAACAAUUAUUAGACUCUUUCAAAGCUUUGGAAAGUGUGGAUUUAAUUACUCGUGGUGUGAAUUAUCAAAUUACCAAUUAUGGAGCCAAUCAAGUUGUUCAAUCAGGUGGAACCGAUAACAGUUACAUUUGGAACAAAGGAAUUUCUGGAACUGGUGAAAUUGUUGCUGUAACUGAUACAGGUGUGAAUGUCAAUCAUUGCUUCUUUAGUGGAAAUGGAGAGAGUUAUUCCCAACUGAAUUUGAAUAAUCGUAAAAUUGUGUAUAUUGAUACACAGAAUGGAGCUGGAAAUACGGUAGACGAUGGUGGACAUGGAAGUCAUGUGUGUGGUACCGUUGCAGCCAAAGAUGCCAAAUUGUAUGUGGUGGAUGCUCAACGAACAGCCUCUGGUGGUUUAUACAUCUCUGAUUUGAAUGUUCUAUUACCUCGCAUCUACUCGUCUGGUGCUCGUAUCAGCUCCAAUUCAUGGGGUUGUGCAAGUCCUUACGAGUGUACCUACGAUUGCCAAUGUUAUUCGGUAUCUUCGAGCGGUACUAAAACACCAGUAUCUGACUCGACAUGUUUGGCUCAAGUCGGUCGUCGUUGUUGCCACUACUGCAACGUAUAUGGUACUCAGAGUAGAUCCAUUGACUCGGUUCUGAAUCGUUAUGAUGAAUUGUUGUAUGUGAAUGCAGCUGGAAAUAGUGGAGAUUAUUCGUAUGAUUCCACAAUGGGAGAUCCAGCCACUUCUAAAAACGCUCUCACAGUGGGAUCUUCAUAUGCCUCCACCGAGUAUUACAAGAUGAUUUAUCCAACUAGUAAUAUUAAUGGAAGCGUAUUGAAUGUGGAGAAUUUGAGUUACUUUUCCUCGAGAGGCCCUACCAUUGAUCAAAGAAUUAAGCCUGAUGUGGUUGCUCCAGGAUCUUACACUUCAAGUGCAGAUUUUAGAAGUACUUGUGGUUUGGCAGUCAUGAGUGGUACUUCCAUGGCGACUCCUGCUGUUUCUGGUGCAGCAGCGCUUAUUCGACAAUACUUACUUCAAAACAACAAGCAGAAAUUAGUAGAGUUUGAACUGUUUAACAAGACAUCCACUCAAACGCUCUCUGGUUCUUUGGUCAAGGCUUUAUUAAUCCAUUCUGCAGAAAAAUUGAAUGGAAUGGUUCAACUUUAUCCAAAUUAUUACCAAUCUCUUGCCAUCAUGCCAAUCCCAAAUAACUUUGUUGGAUAUGGAAGGGUAAAUUUGAAACGAGUGCUCAAGUUUGACAAUGAUCAAACGAGCUUGAGUUUAGUGGGUCAGAUUGGUGUCAUCAACAGAGUUUUACUGGAACCUGGCCUCUCCUCUCAAUUUGAGCUUGUUAUGGGUUCAUCAAAUAAGAACACUCUCAAAGUAACCAUUGUAUGGUAUGAUUUACCCUACACAACAGCUCUCGCAAAGGGAAGUACAGAGAAGCGAAUUGUGAAUGACUUGGAUCUAAAGGUCACCGUUGAUGGAGGAAAAUCUGUUUAUUAUGGUAAUGGAGAGUUAUCAAAGAAUACCAAUUAUGACUCCACCAACACUGUAGAAAGCAUCACUAUUGACAAUCUUCCAAGCGGUGCUUCUUGUGUAGUUAGUGUGGGAGCAAAAUCAUCAAAUAAGGGAAGUCAAGCGUUCAGUUUGGUAGUAUCAGGUAAUUUUGUUGUCAAGUCCUCUCCUCAAACAAGAGUGAAUGCUACUAUUUCAAGAAAUUCGUUCGAAAUUCUUUGGACCAUGUACAUUCUGAUCUCAGCAGCUCUGCUCAUCAACAUGUUGAUGUAA